UGGAUCCAAAAGGCCCCUCUACUAAUUAUCCACUAAUUUUUACCCGUUUGAUUCACAAUUAUUGAAAAAUAUAUUUUGAAUUUCUCAUUACUUCCACGUUUAUUGAAGGAAAUCCAGGAUGUUUAAACGCUGGCGUGAUAAGAAAAAAGACAACGAACAGCAAGAGAGUCCAGCGAAUACAAAACAGGCUCAGUCUCCGAACGAAACCUCCGGGUUCAUUUGUCCAGUAUGUAUGAUCUCCUUCAACUCCCCAGAGGAUCUUCAAGUACAUUUUGAAACAUCUCAUGAUGACAGUGAACCAGCACCAACUAGUGGGGAUUUCAUCUGUCCUCUAUGUAUGAAAAAAUUCAAUGGUCCAGGAGAAUUGCAGAGUCAUUUUGAUCAGGUUCAUGAGACCCAAAAUGAUUCAUCAGCAAUAAAACCAUCAGAUGCACACUUGUCAAAAAGUUUACCUGCAGACACCACAAAAGUUUGGAACGAAAGACAUGGGUCUUUGCUGUCAUUUGAUGAGGAGUUACCAGUUCCCAGAAAAGAGUCGGAAGUUUCUCGCUUGUCGAAUCAGCUCAAAGAACUGGAGGAUAAAACUCAAGAAAUUAUGUAUCUACAGCAGGAGCUUAAUGAGUUGAAUGCUUCAUUAAAAGAAGAAAAGUGGUACUCUGCCGCUUUGAAAGAAGAGGUUGACAAGAUGACAAAAGAGAAGGUGGAAUUGGAGGAAAAAGUCAGCUCACUAGAGAUGGAGAAACAAACGUUGGAGAAGGAUUCAGAAAGGAAGCUUAUGGAUGAAAAAGAAAACAGUGUUAAAUCCAUGGCAGAGUUUGCACAGCUUAAAGUGGAGUUAGCCAAGGCACUAGAAGCACAGACUGGAAGUCAGAGUGAACAGAUGAACUUAGCACAGAGAACUUCACAACUGGCGACAGAAAAUGCUGGACUUAAAGCAACUUUGGAAGAGGAAAAAAAGCAACAGAAUGCUUAUAGUGAAGAAAUAAGCAGGUUGAAGGAACAACUAGAAGAUAAAACAAGACUCAAUGAAAACUUAGAAAAACAGCUUUUGCAAAGACCCUCUGGAGAUGAGGUAAUCACUUUACAGAAUCAGCUCUCUACUGCACAGCAACAAGUGGCAUCCCUUCGGCAAGAAAAGGAACAGGAACACAAAUCGUGGCAGGAAAAAUUCAAUGCAACCUUAACAGAAGUCAACAGCUUACAAAUGAAAGUAAAGGAACUUGAAGUUGAAAAAGCAGCAAAAAUUGAACAAGUACAGAGCUUGCAGACAGCAGUAACAGCGUCUACAGAAAACAGAAAGCAAGCUCAAGAACAGAACCAGGAACAACAACGUAAUCUUAUCAACCUUCAGCAUGACCUCAGCCAGGCUAAUGUUGUUCUGAAAGAGAGGGAAACAUUCAUUGAAUAUCUCCAAAAGCAGCUCAAUGAGGCAAAAGGCAAACUGGAUUCUGAGGUGACUUUAAAGGAAGAAUCUAAUCAACAAGUGCGAAACCUGCAAAACCAGUUGGAAGAAGAACAGAGACAAGCUCAAAACAGGGAACUGUCGAUUAAAGAUCUUGAAAGCAGUCUCCAACAAAAGAAGGAUGAUAUCGCAAGAUUUGAAGAAGAAAGGACGGACCUCAUUGCUAAGAUUGAAGCUGGCGGCGGAGCUGAAACAGUGAUAGAACAACUCAAACAAGAAAAGGAAAGUUAUCAGACCCGGCUUCAGCAGCUGGAAGCUACGCUUCAAACUCAAACACAAGAACAUUCGAAGAAGAUUGAGGAGAUGCAUAAGCAACAGAAAAAGGUUGAGGAAGAGCUUGCGAAAGAAAAAGACAACACUGCUAAGCUUGAGAAUACAGUGUCAGAUCUUACAUCACAGUGUACGAUUUCGUUACAACAAACGGAGGAGUUCAGAAAAGAAGUGAAAGAGAAAAGUGAAAGCCUCGUGGCUCUCGAAGCCGCCAAGGCCGCUGAAAAGUCUGUCUUGGAUGAACAAGUAAGAUCCUCUCAGGAGACUUUGCAGGAGAAGCUUAAGGAACUGAGUGCUCUUCAACAGCAGAAUGUUAAGUUGAAAGAAGAUUAUGACAGCAUAAGGGAAAGCCACACAAAACUUGAAAUCCAAGUGAAGACCUCAGAAAUGGAACUGGAAAAUCAUGCAAAAAGGGCAGCACAGCUUGAAGCUGAAGUGAAAGGAAAGGUUGAGGUAAUGACAUUGCUACAACAAGAAAAAGCGUCAGAGAAAAGUUCCUUGGAAAAACAAAUUGAUGACGCGCAGCAGUCCUUAAGCAAAAAGGAAAAAGAAAUUUUGGUUUUAAGAGGAGAACUGCAACAGUAUAAGGAAAAAUCCGCAGAGAGUGUCAAAUCUUUGGAGAAUGAAAAGGAACAACUGUCAUUGAAUUUGACAUCUACCAAGACUUUACUGGAAGAAAAGGAAAAACUUCUCUCCAAUUUGGGAUCUGAACAGCAGGAUGCAAGAAAGGAAAUCAUUUCGUUAAAAGAGCAGUUAGCGUCUACUUCACAAUCCCUCAAGGAGAAGACCGAUCAGAUGGAAAGUACGAAUAAACAAUACGUGCAAGAAAAGCAAACUUUAGAGGCUAAACUGUCAGAAUUGGAUGCGUCCAGCAAGAACCAAGUUUCAGAGUUGAUGGGAACACUAAAAAACGUCAAGGAGAAGUUAAAAGAAAAAGAGGAAAUGUGCAACAAGCAAGUCGAAGAAUGUCAACAGCUUCAGUCAAAGAUUCAACAAGUUGAGCAGGAAAAAUCUUCCGUCCAGGAAGCCAUGACAGAACUUGGGAAGACUCAUCACGAACGGAUUAUAGUUCUAGAGAGUGAGUUUAGUGCCAAGGAAUCAAAACUACAUGAGCAGAUUGCUGAAAAAGAAAAAAUUGCCGGUGAACUGCAGAAAUCUCUUGAGCAAAAGGAAGAACGAAUGAACGGAAUGCAAAGGAAAAUCGAGGUUCUUGAGGAGGAGCUGAAAAAGGACUGUGAAAGCUGCAAGAACUAUGAAGCUCAGCUAUGUAAACUGCAAAUUUCCUCCAAGGAGGCACAAGAAAAAAUAGUUCGGCUUGAGAAGGAACAAGAAGACGCGCGAAGUGACAUAAAGGACCUUCAGAACCAAGUCACAGCUGGAGAUGAAGAACUGGGACAAUUCAAGAGACAGGCGGAGGAAAUUGAGAGUAAUUUGAGACAGACUGUAGAACAACUCAAUGAAGCUAAGAACGCCCUAGAAACUCAAGUGUUACAUCUGGAUGGCGACCUAAUAGCUUCAAGACAACUGACACAGAAGACCAAAGAGGAAAGAGAUUCCUUUGAGCAAGAAUUAGAAAGUCAGAGAGAUGCUCUCAAUGAAUUGAGAACUUCCUCACAAACAAAAAUAGCGGAAUUGGAGAAGAACGUUGCAGCUGAACAAGACGCCAAGGAGAAGGCACUGCAAGAGGCUCAGGAAAAGCAACAACUCUUAAUUAAACAGAAACUAGAUCUCGAAAAUAAGCUGGCUAACUCAGAAAAAGACUUACAAAAGGCAAUUGAAGAACAUGAAGAAACUAAAGAAGUCUCCAAACGAGUUCAGUUGUUAUUGAAAGAGGAGACAGCCGCAGUUCAGACUAAGCUGGCAAACGAAACACAAGAACUUGAAGAACUUAAAAAGUCCAAAGAACAGAUGGAAACGAGGCUCAACAUUCAAAUAUCCUCUCUGAACGAAAACUUAGCGGCUGCGAGGACUGAGGCCGAGAAAUUCCAACAGGAGACGAGAGAGGCUGGGGAGAAACUUGCAGAUGCUGAAAAACGAAAUGAUGAUUUACAAGGAGAAAUAGCUGUUUUGGAAGCAACUGUCCAAAAUAACUUGGAUGAAAGAAGAAAAUUACUUGAGAGGUGUGUAGCUGGUGAUGAGGCGAUAGAAAAACAGAAAAAGGAAAUUUCUGAGCUGAACAGAAAAGUUGAAAAUGCGCAGGCAGCCAUGAUGGAAUUGACACAAGAGAAUCAGUCGUUACAGAUAACAACAAAUCAAAAGAACGCGAGACGGUGGGAAAGUGAUAAUGAUGUUGCGGCCUGUAAUGGCUGUGACAAACAGUUCUCCUUAAAAAUUAGAAAGCACCACUGUAGAAAUUGCGGAUUAAUUUACUGUAGUGACUGUACAGCAAAAAGUGCUCCACUGACGUCGAGCAAGAAGCCUGUAAGAGUGUGUGACAAAUGCUUCGAUGAAGUCACGUCAGGCACAGCUAAAUCUUAUUCUCUAGGUCCAAACCAAGGCUUCAGCUAAGAAGACUUCUCAAGAGUAGAUCUUAGUAGAAGAGAUAUAUUUUUUCGCCAAGAAAGGACGUCACAAUAUGUAUUUUGCAUAUCGGUGUAUUUUUACCAAGGUAUCAUAAAUGAUAGAAAUGGAGGUUAUUCACUUUUACUAUUGAGAACUUGGAUCAAUAUCAGUAUCUGGGCAACUGCCCACCUACCCCUCCCCUAACCCAACAUUAACCCUAGCUUGUUAUCAAUUGACUGUUGUUGAGUUCGGGGAGGGGUAGGUGGGCAGUUGCCCAGAUACUGAUAUUGAUCCGAGAACUUUACCUAAAAGGAAGGAUGGAAAGUAUAAAAAAAUACAUUUUGCAUCGUAUAAGAAUUAAUGAAUGUAUUUCCUUAGUUAGGACGAAAAUGUGAAUGUGGAGAAGUUUUUAAACGACUUAAAUUGAUUAAUGACCAUUAGUCUUUGUAAAUAUCAAAAAAUGUUUGAUAUAUAGGUGUUUUUUUUGUGGUGGUACUUAUUAUAAGAUAAAACUGAGAGGUAAGGAACUUAUUGAGCCCAAGUGAUAAGAUUUUCACUGCGAAAAGCUCAAAAAUGUUAGCAGCAUUUUUUUGUACGAUGUUUCCAAAUGCAUUGUCAAGGUCGCUUUUUAUGGUCUUCUAUGUUUCUUUUAAAGAACUCAGAAGUUACCUCCUGAUGGAUGCAAGAGUAGUGAAUUUGUGAUGUGAGGCACGACAACUAGUUAGUUAAAGCGUGAUAAAGUGCGUCUCGAUUAAGUAUCGUAAAACCAAAACCGAAGUCAUUACAACAGCCAAUCGGACGAAGGAUAAUAUUUUAAGAGUCAAUGAGAACUCAGAGUAAAAACUACCAAAUUGCCUAAAAAAUGGAAAAUGCGGGCGACCAGGUUGUGAUUGGUUUUAGUUUUGCAUCUGGUUGGUUAAGGAGGUAACGCGAGUUUUCUGCACCAAUAACAGUGUGAAGUAAAGCAAAAACAAUGUAAUUUCAGACUACAUCGACACUCAAUUGAAAAAUUGUUCUAUACAAGGCUCCAUGAGUUCGAAGACGUCUACUGUUUUCCGUUCAUAACAACUUUGUAGAGGGAGCUUUUGAUCAAUUAUUGUUCACGCUUCCAGUAUCCUACACAAUUGAUGCAGAUGACCAGCACGAUUGGGUGUUUAUUUAACUCUUGGGAUUCAUCAGCCUGCAGUGCAGACAUCUCAUCGUAAAGAGCGUGUCAGCGCUACAAAGGAUGGUCCAUUAGGCAGCCAUGUUUGAUUAUCAUCAUUAUUCCUUCCUUUCCUUGCCGCCUUGUUUGAUAUAGAAUUGGAAUCGAAGUAGAAGGGAGGGAAUGGGUAAUUGCCACCCUUCCCCCCUCCCCCCUCCCCCGAUUCCCUAUUGCCAACCGUCGGUAUAAAGAGUUUUCUAUCCACAACCUUAAAAAGAUAAAAAUUUAAACUAAGGAUAGUUUUCUAAAAUCAUACUCGCCUGAGUUAUAAUUAAUA
Molecule: messenger RNA, 5715 nt
Organism: Pocillopora verrucosa
Lineage: Eukaryota; Metazoa; Cnidaria; Anthozoa; Scleractinia; Pocilloporidae
Product: early endosome antigen 1
Biological process (GO): endocytosis
Cellular component (GO): early endosome
Molecular function (GO): metal ion binding; 1-phosphatidylinositol binding
Source: RefSeq, a predicted model, not a curated record